Molecule: messenger RNA, 2569 nt
Organism: Notothenia coriiceps (black rockcod)
Lineage: Eukaryota; Metazoa; Chordata; Actinopteri; Perciformes; Nototheniidae
Product: sarcalumenin-like
Exons: 5
Coding region: 1-1443 (480 amino acids)
Molecular function (GO): GTP binding
Source: RefSeq, a predicted model, not a curated record
AUGGGCAAGACUAAAGAGCUGUCUAAAGACCUCAGGGACCAGACUGUAGACCUGCACUUGGCUGGGAUUGGCUACAAAACCAUCAGCAAGCAGCUUGGGGAGAAGGUCACAACUAAAGCGUUCUCACCAUACAUCCUGUCUCAGCUGGAGCAUGUCAGCAGAAUUGAUGUCGUGUGGGAUGAAUAUUUCCCCGAAAGUCUGAAGGCUGAAACACACAGCAAGAGAGGGAAGGGAGUUCAUAGACGCGUUGAGUCAUCCAGUGUCAUUCCUGGAAACUGGCCAGAGUUUCUGCGCAUUGAAGACAAGAAGGCUGAACUGUUCUUCUUCCUGGCAACCAGUGUGACAGCCCUCAACACUGGCGCUGAGCCCACCACCUCAGAGUACACAGUCAUAAUGCACGGGGAGAAGUUCCGCUCCGUAGAGGGCCUCGUCAUGGCAGCAGACAGCUCUCGGUCCUUCUCACCUCUGGAGAAGUUCGGCCAAGGCUUCCUGGAGCGACUGGUCGGCAUCGAGAUGCCCCACAAGCUGCUGGAGAGGGUCACCUUCGUCGACACGCCCGGCGUCAUUGAAAACCGCAAGCAGCAGGAGAGAGGUUACCCCUACAAUGAUGUGUGCCAGUGGUUCAUCGAUAGAGCGGAUCUGAUCUUCCAGGUGUUCGACCCCACCAAAUUGGACGUGGGCGCGGAACUGGAGAUGCUCUUCAAGCAGAUGAAGGGCCGCGAGUCCCAGAUUCGCCUCAUCCUCAACAAGGCCGACAGUCUCUCCACCCAGAACCUGAUGAGGGUGUACGGGGCUCUGUUCUGGAGCAUGGCGCCGCUGAUGAAAGUCACGGAGCCUCCUCGGGUGUACGUCAGCUCCUUCUGGCCUCAGGACUACGCUGCAGACACCAGCCGGGAGCUCUUCAUGAAGGAGGAGACCUCUCUGCUGGAGGACCUCAACCAGGUGAUUGAGAAUCAGAUGGAGAACAAGAUCGCUUUCAUCCGUCAGCACGGCAUCCGUGUGCGUAUCCACGCCCUGCUGGUGGACCGCUACCUGCAGACCUUCAACGACAAGCUGGGAUGGUUCAGUGACCCCUACGAGGUUUUCCAAGACAUUGUCAGCGACCCCGACAAGUACUACAUCUUCAAAACCAUUCUGGCCAAAACCAACGUCAGCAAGUUUGACCUGCCCAACAAGGAGGCCUACCAGGACUUCUUCGGUGUGAACCCGGUGUCCGGCUUCAAGCAGCUCUCCUCCCACUGCAGCUGGAGCGGAGGCUGUCUGCUGGAGAAGCUGGAGAGGGCCAUCUCACACGAGCUCCCCGCUCUGCUCAGCAGCGUCAGCAAGGCCGCAGACAAGCCUGCCCCAGUGAAGGCUGCACCCGCACCUCCACCCCCCCUCCCCGGCACCUGUGAGGGUCCCGGGUGUGAGGGGAAACCCAAGAACCGCUGGAGGAAGCAGUGAGAUGUAGGAGAGGGGUGCAGGAGGAGGAACAGAGGAGGCAGGAACCAGAGGGUUUUCUGAAGUAAUCCUCACUGCUGUGAUUUUCAGAACUGGGUAUAGGGAGACCAUGUGGGGAGAGAGAAAGAGAAAAAAUGUGGGUCAGAAUACUUCUUUCUGCCUGUUUUUACCUGGAUGGAGUACCAAAUAGAUUUUGACAGUUCAAAUUCAUUGUAUAUGACCGAAAGUUAUACCCCGAGUGAUUUUCACUUAUCAACCAUCUAGUGCACAUUGUCCUGUAAGACACCCUUCUGGUAUUAAGAUCAAAUUAAGGUCAAAGCUAAAAGUAAAAAGUGACAUAUUGUGGGAGUUUGGAUGGAAAUAAAAGUAAUAAAAGAGGCCUCAAGUCAACUUUCCAUCUGAAGCUAUUGCUGUCUGCAAAAUGUGAGGAAUGUCUGCAGGAGAAACAAACUUCCCAAUCAUUACACCAGGAAAAUCCCAGACCUCUAUUUCCUUUGUUACCUUCCAUGUUAAUGAAAUCUAAGAAUGAAUGUUUUUCUCACUGUUUUUAAGUUUGUACAUUAUUUAUUCAAGUGUUCUCCUUCUAAAACAGAUGCCGGUAGCGGUUGUCAUUCACCAGUCAUACAGUUGAUGCUGCAACUCUUUUGUCUGCUGUGUUGUUUGCGAGGGCGGAAGAUUGAGUUUCAACUGCUGUGUUUUUACAGUUAAACCAGGGUAGGUUAUUACCGCUUCAGGAAGCUUUUUUUUUUUUAUAGGUGGGAGAAUACAAUAGAAAGAAGCUUGCUCUCGCAGUCGUUUAUUGAGCUGAACCAUGUUUAGUCCCCACAUUACUGCAUACUGUACUGUUUCCUUUAUUGUACUAUUCUACGUUAAUAGUAACAUCUUUUAUUUCAGCAUUUCUCAUUCAUGAGACUGAAUUGACUGAAUACAACCAUGGUGUCAUUUAAGCGUAGCUUUUAUUUUAUUUGAGUUUGCAUUUAAUGCCUCUACCCUCUGAACUGUUGCUAGUUUGACCUGAACGUGGCGGCAUACCACACGGGCAUUUCCUUUGAAUAUUGUAAUCAUUUUCUUUUUCUUUUAGGUCUGUUUGUAAAAUUCCUUCUUUUGAGUAAACAACAACAAAAAUGAA